Molecule: messenger RNA, 557 nt
Organism: Capsaspora owczarzaki ATCC 30864
Lineage: Eukaryota; Filasterea; Ministeriida; Capsasporidae
Exons: 3
Coding region: 13-480 (155 amino acids)
Source: RefSeq, a predicted model, not a curated record
CAUUCGUUCACUAUGGGCUCUGGAUUCAACAAGACUGCGCGCAACCUUCGCGUUGCUGCCUUUGUCAUUGGCCUUAUUGGCGGCAUUGCUGCUAUUGUCGGCUAUGCCGGCCUGGUCAACAGCGACUCGGCCGCAAUGAAGGCUGGCUUGCCGUACAAGCAGCUGGCCUGGGGUCCCGCUGCCAUCUACGCCGUCCACCUGGUCUCGCUCAUUGCCCUGUUCAAGCACUGGCCGAUUCUCAACAACGUUCACACCAUUCUGAUUGCCGUCACGUUCGUCUACCUCGCCACCAACCAACUCACCACCUAUCUGCUCACUUACUGCAACGAGUACCCUGAACUCCAGCUCAAGAUGACUGGCCUCGACGGCGAUUGCGGCAACGUCAAGACCCAGUUCGGUGGUCUCAUUCUGAUCAUUGCUUCUCAGAUUCUCUUCCUUCUUGGCGCCGCCGCGAACGAAAACGGCUACACUUCAAUCUAAACAGCUUUGCCUUGUUUUGUUUGUUUGUUUGAUCGAUCAGCUGCACAAAUGCGAUGCAAGCUUUUCUCUGCGGUUUA